CAUACCAUAUUUCAUGUCUGUUACUCAUUUCUUCUCAUCUUCUUUUUCUUCCCUUUAAAAUUAUUAUUCCGUGCAAACACAACAACAACUUCAUCACCAACACGAAGAACAAGAUUAGCGUUAUGGGUCUCUUCCUUUCUAGGAAUUUGGCUUGCAAAUUCAUAUACCCUUUUCUUUUUUCCAAUAAGGUUUCAAAGGAUUUGUUCCCCAAGCAGUUGGAGAACAUGAUGUCUCUGGUCUCUCCUCGUACUGGCAGGCAUUUGCAGCGCUAUGACAAAGGCUGUCGCCAAGUUGUGGGAUGCAUUCCUUACAGAUACAAGAACAAUGGAACACAGGAUAAGGAAUUAGAGGUUCUUGUGAUUAGUGCUCAGAAGGGUCAUGGAAUGCAGUUCCCAAAGGGUGGUUGGGAAACUGAUGAAUCCAUGGAACAAGCUGCUUUAAGGGAAACCAUAGAAGAAGCUGGGGUUGUUGGCAGUGUUGAAGGUAAAUUGGGAAAAUGGUAUUACAAGAGCAAACGCCAACCCAUAAUGCAUGAGGGAUACAUGUUCCCUUUGCUUGUUAAGAAGGAAUUGGAUAACUGGCCAGAGAUGAACACAAGAAAACGAAGAUGGAUGACUGUGGAUGAGGCAAAAGAAAUAUGCCCUUAUGCUUGGAUGAAGGAGGCUUUGGAUGAAUUGGUCAGAAGACAAACUCAACUGCAUUCCAAAAAGGAUGGGGAUAUGAGUAGGUUGUAAAAAAAAAAUUGUAUAGCGUGUUUGGUUCCAAGUCACAGACGUGAUUUUUACACGCUUAGUCAGAAACUAAUAGUUAUAGUUUUCACAUCCUAAAUGCGAUUUCUUACUUCUCAAAAAAUUUCCAAAAAUGCACUUGGUCUCUUGCUUUUGGAAUCUACAAAGUGGUAGAACAGAAGCACUCACGCGGUGUUGUUAGGGCAGAGAAAUUAGGACAAGUCAUGAAGAGGAGGGAAAGUGCAGUUCAAGGGGUGUGCUCACAAUUUGUUCCUCUCUUCAAAUUGGCUAUAGUUUGAAAGUUCUGCAGCAGAUCUAGUCAUAGAAAUCAGUUGUAGAUUGUAGAAAUCAAUUCAUUCUUUCAUUCAUUUGAUUCUUUUGUACUGUAAUGUAAUGUAUGUAGGCCAUGUGUAGAAUACAUUAUUCUUCGGGUACCCAAAAAAUCAUAAAAAAAUCUUCCAUUUUGUGACUGAAAACUAGUA
This is a messenger RNA of Glycine soja, 1210 nucleotides long. Its product is annotated as nudix hydrolase 18, mitochondrial-like. The record is from RefSeq and is a predicted model, not a curated record. The coding region runs from base 123 to 734 and encodes 203 amino acids. Gene Ontology annotation, molecular function: pyrophosphatase activity. Lineage: Eukaryota; Viridiplantae; Streptophyta; Magnoliopsida; Fabales; Fabaceae. Gene Ontology annotation, cellular component: cytoplasm; nucleus. The transcript has 5 exons.